Molecule: messenger RNA, 1367 nt
Organism: Python bivittatus (Burmese python)
Lineage: Eukaryota; Metazoa; Chordata; Lepidosauria; Squamata; Pythonidae
Source: RefSeq, a predicted model, not a curated record
CACGCUUGUGCAGUGACACUUGCUUUUAUGGAGACUUGUGUUGAUCCUGUGUUCAUCUUGGAGAAAUCAGUACGAGACAGGUUUUCUGUCCCCCUGACUCAAAAUAUUCUGGACUGGUUUCUGUCUUCCUCGUUACUUCAUGUAUGUUGUGGAAUACAUUGGAACUGUACUCCUGCUCACCAAAUCACACUCCACACUUUGCCCAGUGCAGUUCUCUUGCCUCUCUACAGGAUCACUGCUACUAUGAUGGUCGCAUCCAGAAUGAUACUGGCUCGACUGCAAGCAUCAGCGCGUGCCAUGGCUUGAAAGGGUAUUUCAAGAGCGAUGGUGAGAAGUAUCUUAUUGAACCCUUGAAGCUCUCAGACAGUGAAGCCCAUGCAGUCUUCAAAUAUGAAAGUCUAGAAAAAGAGGAUGAAACCCCCAAAAUUUGCGGGGUAACCAACACUACUUGGGAAUCAGAUGACCCCAUCAAAAGGACCUCUCGGAUAAGCACAAGUGCUGAAAAACAGGAAUAUUUGAAGGCCAAAAAGUAUGUUGAACUUUACAUAGCUGUAGACCACACAGUGGUAAGUAUCCUAGAUAUCAUUCUAUUUUCUUUCUGCAUUGAGCACAAAAAUUUGUUUAAACAGGAAUAUUUGAAGGCCAAAAAGUAUGUUGAACUUUACAUAGCUGUAGACCACACAGUGUUCAGGAAGUACAGCCGCAACAUGACUGGAGUAAAGACGAGAGUAUUUGAAAUAGUCAACUAUUUAAAUGUGGCUUACAAAGCUUUACGUAUUCACAUAGCAUUAACUGGGCUAGAAAUUUGGUCCGACAGAGAUAAGAUAGUGGUGGAUUCAUUUGCCAACAUCACUUUGCGUCGCUUUUCAGAGUGGAGGCAGUCAGUUCUGCUGAAGCGCAAAAGGAAUGAUAAUGCUCAAUUGCUCACGGAUAUUGACUUCACUGGACCAGUUAUAGGAUUGGCUUACGUGGGAACCAUGUGCAGUCCUAGCCAUUCGGUGGGAGUUGUUCAGGAUCACUACACCAGCCCAAUUGCUAUUGGGGCUAUAAUGGCCCAUGAGAUGGGUCAUAAUUUUGGCAUGAAUCAUGACAAAAGCUUCUGUACCUGCAGGUCUGACUCUUGCAUUAUGGCUGCAGAGCUCAGGUAAGGGUUCUGGAGGUUUCAGGAAAAUGUUAAUGUCUUUCAGAUAAAGUUAUUUUUAAAUGGUUGCAAUUCAUUGUUAAGUAUGCUGAGAGCUUACACAAAUGAAAUGAUCAGGGAGUUACAGAAGAGUGGUGACUGUAAAAAUGAGUGCUGCGAAGCUGCAACUUGUAAGCUAAAACCUGGUGCAAAGUGUGGAUAUGGCCAGUGUUGUGAGAAUUGCCAG